Molecule: messenger RNA, 2591 nt
Organism: Drosophila hydei
Lineage: Eukaryota; Metazoa; Arthropoda; Insecta; Diptera; Drosophilidae
Gene: hay
Product: general transcription and DNA repair factor IIH helicase subunit XPB
Exons: 3
Coding region: 93-2528 (811 amino acids)
Biological process (GO): nucleotide-excision repair; transcription initiation at RNA polymerase II promoter
Cellular component (GO): transcription preinitiation complex; nucleotide-excision repair factor 3 complex; transcription factor TFIIH holo complex
Molecular function (GO): 3'-5' DNA helicase activity; hydrolase activity; DNA binding
Source: RefSeq, a predicted model, not a curated record
CGCGCCUUUUUUCGCUUCUUUUUUUAACUUUGCAACACUGGAAACAGCUGUUUCAUAUGUGAAACAAAGUUUCACUGAGCAACAAUUUCACAAUGGGGCCACCAAAAAAGUCUAAAAAGGAUCGGGGCUCAAGCGAUAAAUUUGCUAAGAAGCGUCGCGCUGAAGAUGAGGCUUACACCCAACUGGUGGAUGACAAUGACAGCCAGGACUAUGCCAGCGAGUCGGACGGCGUGCCGGGCGCCGCGUCCAAAAACGCAGAAACCAACGAUGAGAACACCAACACAGACGAAUACGGUGCCAAAGACUACCGUACUCAGAUGCAAUUGCGUCCUGAUCACGCUAAUCGCCCUUUGUGGGUGGCACCGAAUGGGCACGUGUUCCUUGAAUCAUUUUCGCCGGUCUACAAACAUGCCCAUGACUUUCUUAUUGCUAUUUCGGAGCCAGUCUGCCGGCCUGAGCACAUACAUGAGUACAAGUUAACAGCAUACAGCUUGUAUGCAGCUGUAUCUGUAGGACUGCAAACACACGACAUUGUGGAGUAUCUAAAGCGCUUGAGCAAAACCACCAUUCCUGAGGGCAUAUUAGAGUUUAUACGUCUCUGUACAUUGUCGUAUGGAAAAGUAAAGCUUGUUCUAAAGCAUAACAAAUACUUUAUUGAGUCGCCACAUCCAGAGGUGCUUCAAAAGUUGCUUAAGGAUCCGGUCAUUCAGAAGUGCCGACUCAUACGCAACGAAGGCGAAGGCUUUAUACAGGGCACAGUGGAUAGCAAAGCCAUCACACAGUUCGGUACCAAGCUGCCAACGGGGGUUGAUAAUCCAGCAGAAGAUUCGGCUAGCACUUCUGCAGCAGGAGGGACAACAGCUGCAGCAGGUGCCACCGGGGAGGGUGGAGCUGCAGCGGUAGCAGUUCCUGAUGACAUUACAGACUUCUACGAAAAGAUAGACAAAGAAGAAGAGGACGAAGACGAAGCCAAUCUUAAAACAGUAUCCUUUGAGGUGGCUCAGGAAAAAAUUGAGCUUAUACAAAAGCGGUGCAUCGAAAUCGAGCAUCCCCUACUAGCAGAGUAUGAUUUUCGUAAUGAUACGAACAAUCCCGAUAUUAACAUUGACCUCAAACCGGCAGCGGUGCUGCGUCCCUACCAAGAAAAGAGCUUGCGUAAAAUGUUUGGCAAUGGGCGAGCACGCUCUGGCGUAAUUGUGCUACCGUGCGGCGCUGGAAAGUCCUUGGUGGGUGUCACCGCCUGUUGUACUGUCCGUAAGCGCGCCUUGGUGCUGUGCAACAGCGGUGUUUCAGUGGAACAGUGGAAGCAGCAGUUUAAAAUGUGGUCCACAGCAGACGACAGUAUGAUUUGUCGCUUUACCUCGGAGGCAAAGGAUAAGCCCAUGGGCUGUGGAAUACUGGUUACCACAUACUCUAUGAUUACGCACACACAAAAGCGAUCAUGGGAGGCGGAACAAACGAUGCGCUGGCUACAAGAGCAGGAAUGGGGUAUCAUGGUAUUGGAUGAGGUGCACACCAUACCCGCAAAGAUGUUUCGUCGUGUCCUGACCAUUGUGCAGUCCCACUGCAAGCUUGGCUUGACAGCCACGCUAUUACGUGAGGACGACAAAAUUGCAGAUCUGAAUUUCCUAAUUGGUCCCAAGCUGUACGAAGCUAACUGGCUGGAACUACAAAAGAAGGGAUAUAUAGCACGUGUACAGUGUGCCGAAGUGUGGUGUCCCAUGUCGCCGGAGUUCUAUCGCGAGUAUCUAACCACCAAAACGUCCAAGAAAAUGCUGCUCUAUGUAAUGAAUCCUUCCAAGUUCCGCAGCUGUCAAUUCCUUAUUAAAUACCACGAGAAACGUGGCGAUAAGACGAUUGUCUUUUCUGACAAUGUGUUCGCCUUGAAGCACUAUGCCAUCAAGAUGAACAAACCAUUCAUCUAUGGCCCCACAUCUCAGAAUGAACGUAUACAAAUUCUACAGAAUUUCAAGUUUAAUGCCAAGGUCAACACGAUUUUCGUGUCAAAGGUGGCCGAUACUAGUUUUGAUCUGCCCGAGGCGAAUGUGCUCAUUCAGAUUUCAUCGCAUGGCGGUUCACGUCGUCAGGAAGCACAACGUUUGGGUCGUAUUCUGCGUGCCAAAAAGGGAGCUAUUGCCGAGGAAUAUAAUGCAUUCUUCUACACCCUAGUCUCACAGGAUACAAUGGAAAUGAGCUAUUCACGAAAGCGCCAGCGGUUCCUGGUGAAUCAGGGCUAUAGCUAUAAAGUCAUCACACAUCUUAAAGGCAUGGACACCGAAACUGAUCUUAUGUAUGGAACACAGGAGGAACAGGGUCAGCUUUUACAGUUGGUGUUGUCUGCUUCUGAUUUGGACUGUGAGGAUGAGAAAGUACCAGGCGAGCCAGGCUAUCGUCCAGGUGGUUCUAGCACCACGAAACGUAUGGGUGGCCUCAGUUCAAUGUCAGGAGGUGAUGAUGCCAUCUACUAUGAGCAUCGGCGCAAGAAUGUUGGCAGCGUACAUCCAUUGUUUAAGAAAUUUAGAGGAUAAUUGAUAAUUGACUGUGCACAACAGAAUAAAUGUAUCUCAGCCGUAUAAUGUUGUUUUUCUGUA